This is a messenger RNA of Exophiala viscosa, 1136 nucleotides long. RefSeq names its product maleylacetoacetate isomerase. Gene Ontology annotation, cellular component: mitochondrion; cytoplasm. The record is from RefSeq and is a predicted model, not a curated record. Gene Ontology annotation, biological process: L-phenylalanine catabolic process; glutathione metabolic process. Gene Ontology annotation, molecular function: glutathione transferase activity; maleylacetoacetate isomerase activity. The transcript has a single exon. Bases 365 to 1057 code for a protein of 230 amino acids. NCBI's taxonomy places the organism in Eukaryota, Fungi, Ascomycota, Eurotiomycetes, Chaetothyriales, Herpotrichiellaceae.
CUGCCAUCGGCUCAUCGGCACAAACGUACUCACUGUCCUCCACUGCUUGGGCACAUCAAAACUCUCCCGAGGGCCAUAUCAUUCCGAGACAUUUGACAUUCACAAAUGCUGCUACAGUAGAUAAAUCGCCCCAAACAGGGUCCAACAGUAGACGCACAGUGAAAGCCUCAUUCUUCGGGCCAUGGUUGGUUGAUUGUCGCUGUUGAAGUGACUCCUUCGGAAUCGACUCCGCAUCCUCCGCUUUCCCCAUUGAUCAUUCCGCACAGGAUGCUGCGUAUGCUGAAGUGCGGAGCAGGUCAGCUUCCAAGGUCUAAGUACUAAAGCCUGGCAAUUCGUGCGAAAGAUCUGCUCGGCCACGGCUGCCAUGGCAGAAGAAUAUCAAUAUACUCUUUACACCUAUUUCCGUUCCUCCUGCUCUGCUCGGGUUCGGAUCGCUGCACGCAUCAAGGGUAUCCGAUUGGAAUACAAGUACAUUCACCUGGUGAAGGGCGAGCAGAAUGCAGCAGAAUACACGUCGCUGAAUCCGAGCGAGUCCGUUCCGACACUCGUUGUCACGAACACAAAAUCCGGCCAAGAGGUAGCAAAGAUUCGCCAAUCGAUCGCCAUUCUGGAAUACUUUGAGGAGUCGAGGCCGGAGUUGCCCAGGCUGCUCCCACCACCAGAGAAUUCGGCUUCUAGGGCCAAGGUUCGUGAGCUCGUGGACAUUGUGUCAUGCGACAUCCAACCUGUCACCAAUCUUAGAGUAUUGACCUUUGUCAAACAACUCAAUGUGGAGGCCAAAGUGUGGCAGCAGCACUUCAUGACCCUGGGAUUCCGAGCAUAUGAGCAACUCGCCAAAGAGUACUCCGGGAAGUACAGUGUGGGCGACCAAUUGACGCUCGCGGAUUGUGCCUUGGCCCCUGCUGUCGAUGGUGCUUUGAGGUUCGGAGUGGAUGUAGAAAGUGAUUGCCCGCAUGUAUGGAAGGUUUGGGAGAAUCUGAAGGCUGUAGAGGCUUUCAAGAAGGGCAGAUGGGACAACCAGCCAGAUACGCCAGCGGAUCUGAGGACAAGGGAAUGACAUGGUCGUACUUGGGCGAAAGAAAGCAUCUGGCAAUGAGCCCAAACUGGUUGACCCGGGUGACCUUACCUAGGUUCCU